AGCUCAUGGUCAAAUGUCACCAGGCGAAGGUUUAACCCCUUACACACAUCACGUCGUCUGAUUGGCUGUGACCGCCAGGGGGCCACGCCCACGCGGCAGGUGAAGGAGACCAGGCGGCGACGGCGGCGAGGGGUCAGUUGUCCCCUGCGUGAUGACGGAGGCGAGCACGGGCCAGCGGGAGGAGGCCAGGCGGGCCUGCAGAGGAACCUCGAGAGCGGACGAGAAGGAAAACCACGUACCUGUCAGCUCUGACAUGGACAUGGCGGCAGAGGAGCGUCAAAGACGUGCGAGGAUAGCCAGCGAGCAUCUGCAGGCCGCUGAGGCCGAACAUCAAGAAGUGUCAGAAUGCAGAAAAGCAACUUUGGUCCGGUCCAAGACCUUAGACCCGACUCUGCUGACUCAGGUCCAGACUGAACUGGACUGCAAGGUGGACAGGAAGAAGUCUCACUACAGUCAGCUGUCCAAGAGCAACUGCCAGUACCAUAAAGCGUUUAAGGAGAUCAGCAGCGACGAGCACCUCAGACAAAGUUACACGUGCGCGCUGCAGAAAGACAUCCUCUACCAGGGACGGAUGUUUGUGUCGGACCACUGGAUCUGUUUCCACUCCAAAGUGUUUGGCAAAGACACCAAGAUCGCCAUACCGGUCAUCUCCGUCACCCACGUCAAGAAGACCAAGACGGCCAUCUUGGUGAACGCGGUGGUGAUCGCCACCGCCAACGACAGAUACGUCUUCGUGUCCUUCCUGUCCAGAGACAACACCUACAAGUUCCUCAUGUCCGUCUGUCUCCACCUGGAGGAAAGAAGUCCGUGCAGCAGUCCUGUGCCGUCCUCCUCGCACAACAACGCCAGAACUCUGACCUCGCCUCGCUUCCCUCUGGGUUUCCGCGGCAACUUUGGCGAUUUGGGCGGCGCCUUGAGGGACAGGAGGCGGGACAGGAGGCGGGACAUGGCGGAAAGCAGCAGCUCUGAUUCGCCGGACGAGGAGAAGCUGUCAGCCUUGGCAGACUUUCCUGUUCCUCCGUUCUUGGAGGCCUUAAAACACGGAGAAGGUUCUGCAGAACAUCACGUCAAGAAGCAGGAGCGUGUGGCGAUGACGGAGAGAAGAAUGCAAACAUUGUCUCUCAACACGCUCUUGUGUUUUUACCUCCUUCUCGUGAGCGUGCUGGUGCUGUCCUCGUGUUACCUGAGCGUGAAGAUGUUCUCCUUGGAGCAAAGACUCACCACGCUGGGCUCCAUGGCAGACUUGGCCCAGCACCAAAAAGACCUCCUGCAAGGAAGUGGUGACAUCAGCAGUGAGCUCUUGUCUGAGCUUUUAACCAUCAACCUGAGGAAGCUGGAGAAGGUGCAGAAGAACCUGCAGAGACUUUUGGACGACGCUGCCUGAUGGAAGCGAAACAGUAUUUUUCAGCUGCAUGAACACUUGAUCUUGUAUUAAAGUCACGUAUUUUACACACC
Entelurus aequoreus (snake pipefish) is the source of this 1455-nucleotide messenger RNA. RefSeq names its product GRAM domain-containing protein 2B (gene gramd2b). The record is from RefSeq and is a predicted model, not a curated record. The transcript has 14 exons. Bases 152 to 1384 code for a protein of 410 amino acids. NCBI's taxonomy places the organism in Eukaryota, Metazoa, Chordata, Actinopteri, Syngnathiformes, Syngnathidae.